AUGGACCGAAACUCUUCUCGACGAGAUGAUAGGCGGGAUGAUAGGAGAGAUGACCGUCGCCCGAGAGAUGACACCCGCAGUCACAAGCCACGCUACGGUGAGACGUCUUUUGGUGAAAACACAUGGCCAGCAGCUGACAGACGUGCAGAGCAAGGUCGAGACCGAUCACGUUCGCCACGACGCGACCGCCAGGAUGAGAGAAGGCGGUCUCCACCUCCGCCACGAGGACCUCCUGCACAGCGUGGACCACCACCGCCCCGCUCAGACCGCGAUCGCGACUUCCAGCGCAGCAGGGAUUCGACGGCAGCGAGCCCACCGAACCGGCGGACAGACGACAGACAAUCUUCGCGGGCUAUGGGAGACGGUAAAUUCGGUGCCGCGGGUCUGAAGAAUGGAGCAGCCAAACAAGAAAGGCAAGAGGAUACGAAAAUGGUGGAUGACCUCGAAGAUGAAGACGAGGAUGCGAAGAUGAAGCGCAUGAUGGGCUUCCAAAGCUUCCGUUCGACGAAAAACACCAAGGUACCGGGCAACGACAAGAACUACGGCGUGUACAAGACCAAAAAGGCCGAGUACCGCCAGUACAUGAACAGAGUGGGUGGUUUCAACAGACCACUCGAUGCUUUGUGA
Molecule: messenger RNA, 627 nt
Organism: Ramularia collo-cygni
Lineage: Eukaryota; Fungi; Ascomycota; Dothideomycetes; Mycosphaerellales; Mycosphaerellaceae
Exons: 1
Coding region: 1-627 (208 amino acids)
Biological process (GO): RNA splicing
Cellular component (GO): precatalytic spliceosome
Source: RefSeq, a predicted model, not a curated record